Sphaeramia orbicularis (orbiculate cardinalfish) is the source of this 4594-nucleotide messenger RNA. It is a transcript of the gene yap1, whose product is annotated as Yes1 associated transcriptional regulator. The record is from RefSeq and is a predicted model, not a curated record. Gene Ontology annotation, molecular function: transcription coactivator activity; protein binding. The transcript is spliced from 8 exons. Bases 532 to 1839 code for a protein of 435 amino acids. Gene Ontology annotation, cellular component: cytoplasm; nucleus. NCBI's taxonomy places the organism in Eukaryota, Metazoa, Chordata, Actinopteri, Kurtiformes, Apogonidae. Gene Ontology annotation, biological process: hippo signaling; positive regulation of transcription by RNA polymerase II.
UUUUUUUUUCUAGAAAGUGAGCUGCGGAGAUUUCUGCGGCGAAACUAUGAGUGUUUCCUGUAAAAAUAUCACCUUAGAGGCGACAUUUGGAUAAAACGCACCGAUCUGGAGUUGGUUUUUACGCACCGUUUGUUGGUGUUUUCGACUUUUGCGGCUGCGUCUACUUUUUUUUUUUUUUUUUUUUUUUUCUUUUUGGAAAAGUUGGGCCGGACGACAACACAGAUUCCACUGUGGAGUAGAUAUGCGCUUUGUUACAUUCACAAGUAUGCCAAGAAAAAACAACAGGAAAACGCUGUGGUUGACUGGAGCUUUUGACAGCUAACACACUUUGGAAGAAUCCACCACCUCGACUUUUCAACUUUAGUAUGAGUCGGCCUCACUUUUACUGACACACAUCGAGGUUUUUCGACUGAUUAAAAAGAAAAUAAAAGGCGAGAAAAUAGUUUGACUUCGCCUACUGUGACUUUCUAUUUCUGAACGCAAUUUUUUUUUUUUUUUGGAGACACAAAGUUCUUCGCCUGCUUUGGGACUAUGGAUCCGAGCCAGCAUAACCCUCCAGCCGGACACCAGAUCGUCCACGUCCGGGGCGACUCUGAGACAGACCUGGAGGCGCUUUUUAACGCCGUGAUGAACCCCAAAAGUACUAUCGUGCCUCAGUCGGUGCCAAUGAGGAUGAGGAAGCUACCAGACUCCUUCUUCAAACCUCCUGAACCAAAGUCCCAUUCCAGACAAGCCAGCACCGACGCCGGGACCGGAGGGACCCUCACCCCCCACCACAUCCGGGCACAUUCAUCCCCAGCCUCCCUGCAGCUGGGGGCCGUGUCCGGGGGCUCCCUGUCCGGUAUGGCCUCAGCAGGUGCCUCCCCCCAGCACCUCCGUCAGUCCUCGUAUGAGAUCCCUGACGACGUGCCCCUGCCCCCGGGGUGGGAGAUGGCCAAGACCGCCUCCGGACAGAGAUACUUCCUCAACCACAUUGACCAGACCACCACUUGGCAGGACCCUCGUAAGGCCCUGCUCCAGAUGAACCAGGCCCCGCCCCCGGCCAACGCUGUGCCAGUCCAGCAACAGAAUAUCAUGAACCCAGCCAGCGGUCCACUUCCCGAAGGCUGGGAACAAGCUAUUACAUCAGAGGGUGAAAUUUAUUACAUUAACCACAAGAACAAGACCACAUCCUGGCUGGACCCGAGACUGGACCCACGUUUCGCCCUUAACCAGCAGAGGAUUACCCAGAGUGCUCCAGUGAAGCAGGGAGGACAGCUCUCCUCCAACACCCACAGUGGAGUCAACCAGAUGCGACUGCAGCAGAUCGAGAAGGAAAGGAUAAGACUGAAGCAACAGGAGCUGCUUCGGCAGAGACCCCAGGAACUCGCUUUAAGGAAUCAGCUGCCGACCAGUAUGGAUCAAGAUGGCAGCACUAACCCGGUCAGCUCCCCAAUGGCCCAGGACGCCCGGACCAUGACCGCCAACAGCUCGGACCCAUUCCUCAACAGCGGGACCUACCACUCCAGGGAUGAGAGCACAGACAGCGGCCUGAGUAUGAGCAGCUACAGCGUCCCCCGAACUCCAGAUGACUUCCUCAACAGCGUGGAUGAGAUGGACACAGGUGACCCUCUGCCGACCUCCAUUGCGACGCAGCCCAGCCGCUUCCCCGACUACCUGGACGCCAUCCCGGGUACGGACGUGGACCUGGGCACCCUGGAGGGUGAGAGCAUGGCGGUGGAGGGGGAGGAGCUGAUGCCCAGCCUGCAGGAGGCGCUGAGCUCCGACAUCCUCAACGACAUGGAGUCCGUGCUGGCAGCUACCAAGAUUGACAAGGAGAGCUUCCUGACAUGGUUAUAGAAGAGGUGGGCGGGGCUGCUCCUGACUCCUCCCCCUUUUCAUGUUUUUUUUUUUUUUUUUAAAACCUCGGAACUGCUGCCUGCUCUAAUCUGUGAAGGAUUCAUAGAUGCUUUUUUUACAAGACAUUUCAGCGAGCCUCUCUGUCUGGACUUCCCGUCUCGUUAUAACCACCUUCGCUUGAGGCAGUAUUCGCUCUGUUCUUUGUUUUUUUUUUGUUUUGUUUUUCUUUCACUGGUGUGUUAUCUCCUUAUUUUGUCUGUGUCUUCAAGGCUGGCCCAUGAACAGACAAUUACGCAAGGGUCCCCGCAUCUUUCACAAAUCUGCCAGUGAAUCUAGGGCAUCUUUUCCUAGAGUCUUCCCCUCCUAGCUGAGCUGUACUCGGCUGCAAGGACAUCAUUUAUCGCCUCGAGUCGUUCGGUGCCUCUUUAUUAUUAUUAUUAUUAUUUUUUGCAGUAUAGCGUGAAGCAGCACUCCUUUAACUGUGUUUGGGACUAUUGCAUUUAGCUUCUAUGUGUUUAGCCUUAUACGUUUUUACUCAUUUUGUUUGUUUUUAACGAGCCUGAGAAACCAAAAAUGAUGUAUUUGAAGCAUAAAGAACAAUACUGAUUUGGAGUAAAGGUAAUGUGAGGCCCAGCUCGGACACGUCGGCUUUUGCUUUUUUUUUUUUCUGAGAGCCAAGGGGGGUUUAUAGGUAAAAGAUUGGAGCCUGGGGACCGACUACAUUACUGCUUGGCUGUGCCAGCAAGUCUAAGUUAAACCUUUUUUUUUUUUUGUUAGAUCAAGUGCCUUCAGUUGUAUUUUUUUCUUCUUUUUUUUGUUUUUUCGCGAGCAACAAGAACAGUUACUAGUUUCUAGAACGGAGCAAUAAGCAUUUACACGAACAUCCAAUAAUAAACCAUAAAUGUGUUUUUUCACAUUAUAAGCAGAUUUAGGGAUUUUUUUUUUAACCCUAGCUUCUCUUUUAUCUAUAUUCAAGUCUAAUUCAUGAGUUUUUAUCUUUUUAGUACUUUUAUUUUUUAGGUUACUACAUAUGUAUGAUAGCUUAGACAAAAUGGCAUUUGCUUUCGUUUUUAAUCGGCUUUCAUAAAUACCUGAUUACAUUUUGAACAGGGUCGACUGUAGCUUCUCCACGAGACGCCAGGACACAGAUUGAUUCAGUUUCGGCUCCUUUUUAAAAACCAUUUACCUGAUCCUCUUCCUGUUUUGAUUUAUUAUAUACAUAUUGGUGUUUUUUUUUUUUUUUUUUUUUUUUUAUCACAUGCAGCUUUUAUCUUUUAUCUUUCCUCGAUGUUAAGAUAUUCCUAAACAUUAACCAAAAAAAAGGCAGAUCUUUAGGUUAAACAUUGAACUAUAGCUCUUUAUGAUUAAACCAUGUGACAGUGUACAGAGUUCUGGUUGUUUUUAGCGGCGUCUUCCUCUGCGCUACGCUGUGCUGUGUGUUGGAAUGAGCGGUUUAGAAAACAGCAGCUCGGACAAGUUUAAGCAGGUUUAAGAGUCAUGUCGAGGUCGGGGUCGAAGGCCAGGGUUUGACGAACGGAUGGACAGCGGCGCGGAUCGGAUUUUAAUUUUUUAUUUUUUUUUUUUUGUGAAAUAAUUAAAAAAAACAAAAAAAACAAUCACUUUUUAUGUCUGGCAAAAUUUGUUGUGGGAGAUUCCAAAGAUUUUUUUUUUUUUUUUUUUGUCGCUAACACUUGUUUUCCGCUUCCAUUUGCAUUUGAGUCCAGAUGUGUGAAUCAGCUUCUGUAUCGAACAAAACUUUAUAAGCUAAUGAGAAAACAAUGUAGGUUUUUAAGUGUUAAUGGACACGUCUGAAUAGGUGUAGCUGAGGUUUUUUUUUUUCGUAGAAGAAGAAGAAGAACAAGAAAAAGAAGGUUGUUUUGAGUGACUAACCCUGAGAUUUAAGGACGAGGUUUCAGAACAAAAUAAGAUAAUUAAAAAAAAAAAAAAAAAAAAAAGCAAGUGAUUCUUCUGUAAGCGCUCGUUUGUUUACAUUCUCUCCGAGCAAAAGAACUGCUACAGCCACAGCGGAGACAAUACACUGACAAUUUUUUAAAUUUUUUUUUUUUUUUUCACAAUUACGUUCUUUCGAUGUUUACACCAUGACAGUAGAUAUGCAGAAAAAUCAACCUGCUGAGGCCUCGCAGGAUGUCACACAGAUUCUUUAUCAACCAAUUCUGAUGAUGGAACAAUAUUAUUAUUACAUAUAUAUAUAUAUAUAUAUAUUUUUUUUUUUUAGAUCUGAGAACAUGAACAUUGUUUUUAAUCGUGAAAACAUACACUGUGUGAGCAGCCUCCUCUUAGUUUUGAUUUUAUUGAUCAUUAAAUCAUGUGUUAAUGAUGGUUUGAAGACGGAUAAACAGUGUUGGUGAGAACAAUGCAACUAAAAAUGAGUGGUACACUAUAGUGCUUGUAUUGCACGGCUACAGAGUUUUCAUUUUAAUGCAAUAAUGCAUUUUGUCACAAAAAAGCCUGAUUUUAUGCUUAUUUUAGUGUGUAAUUGUCAGAGUAUAUUAGCUGUUGACUGUCAAUGUAGCAGUAGGAACUAAUCACACAAGUUAAUGGAUUUUGUAUUUAGAGUUUUCUAAAUGCACAUGAAAUGAGUUUAUAUUCAGUAAUGAUCUGUUCUCUCUCUUUUUUUUUUUUUUUUUGAUAGAUAUGUGCAUGUGUUUUAGAACAAUAAAUUCUGUUACAUUAUAUCUCUUCAUAUGAUACUUUGAAAUUGGCCUGAAAUAAAGUAUAUACUUUGUGGUAAUGA